Messenger RNA from Olea europaea var. sylvestris, 2965 nucleotides. RefSeq lists its product as uncharacterized. NCBI's taxonomy places the organism in Eukaryota, Viridiplantae, Streptophyta, Magnoliopsida, Lamiales, Oleaceae. The transcript is spliced from 11 exons. The record is from RefSeq and is a predicted model, not a curated record. Bases 1296 to 2732 code for a protein of 478 amino acids.
ACUGGUCAUUACUGUUAUUCGAAGAUUUUUUUUUCUCCCAAGUCCCAGUUUUCUUCCUUUUUUUCUAUAUGCUUUUAGUGGGUUUGCACUUUGCUAAAUCACUCGAAUAAAAGCACUUACAAAAUUAAUUAUUAUUCAAAAUUUAUCUAUCAAAUUGCUUCUUCGACCGUAACAGUAUUAGGGUUUCGUAGUAAGCCAAAGUUCAUAUUUUAAUUAUUGUUUUCGUGUUAUACGAACCACCACCUUACGAGGAACGUAUAGUAUGACUGUACGCAAAUAAUUAUGAGGUCACACUAAAUUAGGCCAUGUAAGAAAUUUAGUAUAAAAUUAUAAUGAAGGGUAAUAGGUAGAUAUUAUUAUGGUGGAUCAAAAUUAAUACUAUUCUUUAAGCUUCAAUUCAAAUUAUAGUUAUUUGCACUAUUAUGAAAGUUGGAGGUGAGUUUACGCAGAGUAAGGAAGAUACACGAAAUGACAUUCUUUUAAAUAAAAAAUUAAUGGAUGCCAAAUAUUUAAUAAUAUUCAUUACAAUUUUAAACUAAAUUCUUUGUAUGAACUAAUCCGAUAUGCCAAACGUUGCUUGAGUGUUUUAGGUGGUCUUGUUUGGUAGUGUUGUUAGAGGCAUUUUUAUUUAUGAGUUUCUGGUAAGACCCAUCACUGUUUAUUUACUUUAGUUUCUUGAUUCUACUCUUUGUUGCCUAUUAUUAUAAUAAAAAUAGAAAAGGAACAUUCAUUUAUUAAUUUAUGAGUUAGUUCUCUACCGUUCUCUAAUAAUUGAAGUCCUUUUCUUCUUGACUAAUUUUAUAUGAGUUUUAUGGAGAAUUCUUGACAAUUAUUAAAAUUCUUUUUGUUCAACCUUUUCAUGUUAAGAUACUCAUUCACUCAUUUCUCUGUUUGGGUGGGAGAGGGCCAAAUUUCACAGGCAAAAUGGGGGGUGGGGGUGAAAUCACUUAUUCAUCAAAUAAUUAUAUUUUACUACUUGAAAUUUUUUGGGUAGUUAUUUAUUUAUGGUCAAAAUUAGGUUAUGGGGUAUUUAAAUGACAUUGAUUCUAAGAUUUAGGAUUGUCAUCUGCUUAAAUAUCUGAUCAAAUUGAUCUGCAGAGGGCAUCGAGUGAGUGAAGUUUGAUUGAAAUAUCUGGUAGGAAGGCCUAAUACUGGAUUCUUGUUCUCCAGAGUUUGCUUUGAAUGGUAACUGACUGAAGCUUUCUUGAUCUUGUGCACGAAUCCAUUGUAAAUUUGGCAUAUGACAUGAGGAAGGUGUUAUUUCUCGCAAGGUUUUGUGAAAAUUAGUCACACUCAUGGGUAGCUGUGUUUCAAAAGCAAAACUAAAGGUGAAAUCAAAUGCCAAGUACUUGUACAAGUCUUGCAAAUUUCGCCGAAAGAUUGCCCCAUCAGUUCCAGUUGCAACUGUUGAGAAUUUUGUGAGCGACUUUUCUGUCCAAGAAUUAGCUUCUUUGGAUGUUCAAAGUGGCGAAACAAUGAUCUGCUGCAUGUCUGAGACGCAAAUUCGAACUUUCCAACAUUGUGAGUGGCAACAGAACCAUACUGAAGUUGGGAUAAAUGGAACGUGCCAAGAAGAAGAAUGGUUUGACUCCGUUAGUGUUCUUGACUCUGAUACCGAUGAAGACUUUAUCAGUGUUGAUUGUGGUUGGAGCUCAUUAGAUGGACAAACGACUCAAUUUGAGGGUAACUCGUGCUUUGUUGACAAUGCGUAUAGAACCGAGGAUAAAACUACAAAUAUUUUGAACUUUGAGGAAAAGAAACAGAAUGGCUUCAUGCAGCUAAAUUCAGGUUCAAUAUCAAACAGAAGUAAGUCAAGCGCUACAGUAGUUCCAUUAGAGAGGAAACUCUAUGAUAGAGAAAUUCCAACAGAGUUCUGUUCGUCUGAUAGAUUCUUAUGUCAUCCUAGAGCAGGGGAUCUAAUUCCAUGCUCCGUGGAGAAGCCAACUCAAGGUCGCUGGUGCCCUCUAGCACCUUCUGCCUUUAAGCUACGCGGAGAAAAUUAUUUCAGAGAUAAAAAGAAAUAUCCUGCUCCUAAUCACUGCCCUUACGUACCUUUUGGUACUGAUCUAUUCGCCUGCCCUCGAAAGAUACAUCACAUCGCACAGCAUGUUGAACUUCCUUCUGUGAAGUCACACAAUGAAGUGCCUUACCUACUGAUUGUUAACAUACAGCUUCCUGCCUAUCCUGCUUCCAUGUUCCUUGGUGACAGUGACGGGGAAGGCUUAAGCCUUGUAUUAUACUUCAAAUUAUCAGACAACUUUGACAAAGAGAUAUCUCCACUAGUUUUGGACACCAUAAAGAGAUUUGUCAUGGAUGAGAUGGAGACUGUGAAGGGUUUUGCUAAAGAAUCCACAGUUCCUUACAGAGAAAGGCUAAAGUUCUUGGUAAAUCCUGUCAAUCCUGAGGACCUCCAUUUGAGUUCUGCCGAGAAAAAGCUUCUAUCUGCAUACAAGGAUAAGCCAAUACUUUCCCGUCCUCAACAUGUUUUCUACAAGGGACCCAAUUACUUGGAAAUCGACCUGGAUGUACAUCGUUUCAGCUACAUAUGUAGGAAAGGACUCGAUGCAUUUCGAGCUCGUUUAAAACAUGGUAUACUUGAUCUCGGAUUGACAAUUCAGGCACAAAAGCCCGAGGAACUGCCCGAGAAAGUUCUAUGUUGCGUUCGACUGGACAAAGUAGACUUUGAAAAUCAUGGACAGAUGCCAACACUUGUAACUCUUAGUAAAGAUUAAGGCUGGAGAUUUGAGGGACGACAUUUUAAGCCACGGUGAGCCAUGAAAGUGUAAAGUUCUUAGCAUAACAGUGGUUCAUCUGAGUGGGAAGAGAGAGAGAGAGAGCAAAAUGUUUCUGUAAAGAUUGUUCAGUCUGGUAUGAAAGAGACUAUUUCUACCGCCUAUAUAUGUAUCUAGUAUUAUCAAUGCCUUCAAGGUGAUUCAAUGAAAUGAUUCUUUUCAUUUCUGAUCUA